GUACUCAAAUACAGCUGGAGAUCCAUCUCUCCUCCCCCUUACACCACGUACAGCGAAGAAUCGGAAAGAAGGGAAAGCACUGACUCGGUGUUUACAUUCACAUUCAACAGCCAUCUUUUCCAUGCAGUCUUUCUCAACUAUUAGAAACGGAUAUCAAGUAUUCGUCUCGACAUUUUGGAUCAAACAAGUGGUUGGCGCCUUGGAUUCCUACAGCACUCCGAAUGCGAAGACUAAUUCAGACAGAGAAUGCUAGUGUGGUCUUUUAUUUUCCUGCUUUGUAGUUGGGAAAAUGUCUCUGGACAGAUCCGUUAUUCAAUUCCUGAAGAACUGGAGCACGGAGCCUUUGUUGGGAAUGUUGCCAGGGAUUUAGGCUUAGAUGUGAACGAAUUAGCUAAUCGCAAGCUUCGGUUAAUGCCUGAGGCCAAUGAACGGUAUUUUAAGGUAAACUUGGAUAAUGGAGAGUUGCGCGUGAAUGUUAAGAUAGACAGAGAGAAACUCUGUGGACAAAACGCUAGAUGCAUGCUUACUAAUAACAUUAUCAUCGAAAAUCCAGUGGAACUCUACAGCGCUGAAGUUGAGAUAUUGGAUAUAAAUGAUAAUUCACCCAGUUUCUCAAAUGAUGAGCUCCGUCUGGAGAUCGUGGAAUCAGUUCCGCUGGGAACGCGCUUCCUGCUCCCGAGCGCGCACGAUCCAGACGUGGGCACCAAUUCCAUCAGCGCUUACCAUUUGAAUGCAAAUCAACACUUUGCCUUAGAGGUCAAGAACAGCAGUGACGGUAGUAUAACUGCGGUCUUAGUGCUAACCAAAGUUUUAGACAGAGAAGUGUUGGCGACUCAUCGACUAACUCUGACAGCCAUUGAUGGUGGAAUGCCAGUGAGAUCUGGCACGUCCCAAAUUGUUAUCACGGUUCUCGAUGUCGACGACAAUUGGCCGGUGUUCGAGCAGGCAGCGUACAACGUGAAGUUACCAGAAAACGUGCCAAUAGGUACUUUGGUUGUCAAACUCAAUGCCACUGAUUUGGAUGAAGGGUCGAAUGGUCAAAUAAGCUAUUCCUUCAGUAGCAGUACCCCGGCUAGCGUGCGUGACCUCUUCAGCCUCGGGUCCAGAAUGGGAGAAAUGAGAGUCAAGGGGGUAUUGGAUUUUGAGGAGAACAAUUUUUAUGAGAUUAACAUUGAAGCAAAGGAUAGUAUUCAUUUUGCGGUUUGCAAAGUUAUAGUAGAGAUAAUUGACGUGAAUGAUAAUGCACCCGAGAUAACAUUAAUGUCAGUAUCUACCCCGAUCCGCGAAGAUGCCCAGCCCGGGACUGUGGUUGCACUGAUGCGUGUAACGGAUCGAGAUUCAGGACUAAAUGGACAGUUUGAAUGUCAGAUUCCGGACGACCUACCAUUUAAUCUGAAGUCAUCCUUGAAAAAUACUUACACAUUAACGACCAGUCAUCAUCUGGACCGAGAGACGAAUUCCCAAUAUAUGGUCCACAUAACCUGCACUGAUACAGGAUCUCCUCCUCUCUCAACGAACAAAACCAUUCUGGUUCAGAUUUCAGAUAUGAAUGACAAUGCGCCACGCUUUGCACAGCUUUCCUAUACGGUGUAUGUCCCCGAGAACAGUCCUGCUGGCUCUUCUAUAGGUGCUGUCUCUGCUUUGGAUCCGGAUCAGAACCGGAAUUCACAUAUCGUGUACUCAAUCCUGAACAGUCUGGUUCAUAACAUGCCUGCGUCCGCUUACGUUUCAAUCACCUCGGAUACCGGUAGCCUGUAUUCCCAACGCCCCUUCGAUUACGAGGAACUCAAAAACUUUCAGAUCCACGUGCAAGCUCGGGAUGCUGGAUUCCCGGUCCUUGACAGCAAUGUCACCGUCAACAUUGUCGUCCUGGAUCAGAACGAUAACGCACCCCAAAUCAUUUUCCCGCUGACCAACAACAAUUCUGGAAUCACUUUGCCCCGCUCGGUGGACCCUGGCUCAGUAGUGACUAAAGUCGUGGCUGCAGAUGCGGAUUCCGGCCAGAAUGCUCGCUUGACUUAUCAGUUGAUACAGGCCACUGACUCAGGCCUGUUCACCAUAGCACAUGGUUCAGGUGAAAUUAGGACGAUCCGUCGUUUCAUGAAGGAGGACAACUCCGUUCAGAAACUCGUUGUUCGAGUUACAGACAAUGGCCACCCACCCCUUUCAAGCACAGUCACCAUCAAUGUAUUAGUAACAGAUGAUAGCGCAGAAACCCUAUCAGAUCACAUUCCUCAAGUCCACGAUGUCCGUCCCACUUCUAACUUAGCUUUUUACUUAAUAAUCACUCUGGCUUCAACCUCCUCUAUUCUACUUGUGAUUCUAAUCGUCCUCAUUGUGACCAUGUGUCAUUCCGAUCGAAGUCGGUCUCGUUGCUGUGACCUUUCCCCUUCCUGCUGCAAUUUAAACCGGUGGCAUACAGACGACACUUUCCCAAAUUCCCAUUUAUAUUUUCAAACUGUCCCCGACUAUAAAGGAACGCCACACUUCGUUGAGUUGGUUGGCAAUGGGUCGCUCUCUCGAACGUACUCGUAUAAAGUUCGUCCAAAUCAGUUAUCCAGUCAAGGAGAUUUCGUCUUCUUAGCACCGUACAAUACAGCAACUUUGCAAAAUGACGCGGCCAACACUGAUACACUUCUGGCAGAAUGGAGAGCGGAGUUACCGAAUAACUGGAAAAGUCCAUACACUGAGGUGGGACAAAUGAAUACAGACUGGCGUUCAUCAGAACCUCACAUAGUCGGAAAGAUCAGUUCCCAGUGUUUGGAAGAUAAUCUAAACCAGGAUGAUGUUAAAAGAGAAUUCAACAGAAGACACACAGCAGCAGCAGAAGUGGACAACAUUAAAGCAUCUCCAAAUCUGGAAGAUGGCUUACCUACCUGGGCACCCAGGUUUGGAUCACAGCACGUUGAAAACUUGGAACCUGAUGAAUAUCAGUCUAAUAUCUACUUAGGAGGCACUCCAGUCAUGUUAUCUAGCAGACAGGACCAGGUUGUUAAGCAGGAUGGGCAGCAUUCUGCCUCUUCCGCUAAAAAGAAGAAGAAGCGCACUAAACGAUCCGAAAAGCGAGAGAACAAAUCUACCAAGGAGGAACCAGAAAAUGAAUAAUCCCAUUUGCUACAUCAAGCUGGUAACUUUCAGUCACCAGGUCAGAUCACCAGGGUCGACACAAGGGUUCGUUAAAUUCAAUUUGAUGUCACAUUUGGAAAAUGUAUUGUUGUGUGCCCUCAAGUGCUAUUUUUUUUUGAGUUGGAUGUUCUAUAAUUCUAGUUAAAGUGUUUUAUUUAGUAUUGCUGUACUUAUUAUGUCAAACAACAAUCAUUUCUUCUUUGUUCAACUGUAACCACAGAAAAGCCAAUGGUAGAAGCAAUGUAAAAAAUAUUCUGCUAACAUACCAUCUAAGCCAACACCUUUUUUGUGAAAUAUGUAUUAUUAAUUUUUACAUCCUUAGUGUCAUGCCUCAAGGUCUGACCACAAAACAGCUUAACUGUACUAUACAUGUUUAAAGUUAAAAAUUAUAUGUCAGUGAAUAUUGAUUAAAUCUUGAAGAAACAAUCAAAAUUCACCUGAGAAGAGUGCAAACAAAUGUACACAAAAUCUAAAAGCUGUGUUAAGCAGUGCUUAUUUCCAGUGCCAAUGCAGAGUUUUAUUCCACAGGAAUCUGAAUGAAACAGUUCUUGAAUCAAUGCAUGUCAUGCCAAACUAGUGGCUGAAAUUUCACCAUGUCUCAAUAAACUGUGACUUGGAUUGAAGAACAGCAUGUAUUUGCCAUUACUUUUGUGGUAUUUGACCAUCUGACAGUUUGAGAUAUUUUCCUCUAUUUGUAAAGUUAGAGAAAAUAAUCUUAUUGAAUUAUUAUCAAGACUUGAAAGCAAAAUGAAUGAAAUUUCUUUAAAUUCACAUUCAGAGCAAAGUGCACCUUUGUGUAUCUAACUGAAUGUAGGAACAACAGUAAGCUGGCUUCAGCUAGCCACUUUAGUUAGGUCAGUCUAUUACUGCUUAAUAUUCAUAUGAAGCAUUUUGUACGUUAUUGACAUUGGUGAUCAUAAAAAGACAUCAUUUUUCCCCAUCACCUGCGGCCAACUAUGCAUUUUGUUACAUUUGUACCAAAGGCGGUUUUCUUUCUCAAUCACUUCUAAUGUAACCUUUUAUGCUUAGCCUCUUUUCAGAUGUAUUCUGUUUUUGCAUGUCUAAGUAAAUGUGAUCAGGACAAUCUUUACCAUG
Stegostoma tigrinum is the source of this 4221-nucleotide messenger RNA. Its product is annotated as protocadherin alpha-C2-like. The record is from RefSeq and is a predicted model, not a curated record. Gene Ontology annotation, cellular component: plasma membrane. The coding region runs from base 247 to 3105 and encodes 952 amino acids. Gene Ontology annotation, biological process: homophilic cell-cell adhesion. The transcript is spliced from 4 exons. Gene Ontology annotation, molecular function: calcium ion binding. Lineage: Eukaryota; Metazoa; Chordata; Chondrichthyes; Orectolobiformes; Stegostomatidae.